Durusdinium trenchii is the source of this 1832-nucleotide messenger RNA. The record is from the annotation of a GenBank genome assembly. NCBI's taxonomy places the organism in Eukaryota, Dinophyceae, Suessiales, Symbiodiniaceae.
GCCUUUGUCAGUGACGUGACCGAAAUCGGUCGGUCACUCUGUCUGAGGUCACUUCCUUUCGGCCUUGAGCUAAGUAAGUCAGAUCCUAGGCCUUUCUCAAAGACCGAAAGAGAAACGAAUAGAUAACAUUCCAAAUCUCCGCAACUCGCCAUGAGUGAGCCCGAGUCGCGACGCUGGCUGGUGCUGUCAUGUAUGUUUUGGCUGGGCCUCAUGCAAGCAGUUGGCUGGGUGACCUACAGUGCCAAUCCGCAGAUCGCUUCUGAGUACUAUGGCUUUGAGAAUGCCAAGGCGUCCAUUGACAUGUUGCUGAAUUGGGGGCCCAUCAUGUAUCUUCCCGUGGCUCCUUUGGUGGGCUACCUUAUCGCGAAGAACGCCGACCACCUUUGGCAUGUCAUCCUCUCUGGCGCCGUGCUCACCGCCACAGGGAUGGUAUUGCGAUUGAUGCCCAACAUUUUAGGCUUGAGGGUCACCUCGCACGCCGCGCACGCCUGCGUUCAUCUGGGACAAGCGCUCAACGGUGCCGCUGGACCCAUGAACUGUGUGACCCCAUCCGCGCUGGCGGCGCUGUGGUUCCCUUCACACCAACGGGCAGUGGCCACCUCGGUGGUCUUUGCGAUCCAGAUGGCUGGCCCACCCAUUGGAUUUCUCUUUGGACUUCGUAUCUCCAGCAGCUCAGAUUUGGUGAUGCUCAUGGCCAUCGAAGCAGGCUUUGCGCUGGCCGUGGUCGUGGCCUGGGCCUUUUUGCCGUCCAAGCCAAAGGUGCCUCCCUCCAACAGCCAGGAGCUCCGUGCCACCGCCCAGUCGGUGGAGAGGAGGAGUGCAAGCCCGGUGUCACUUCAACGAUGGGCAUCUACUACCUUCUUAGUGCUUUCCGGCAGCUUUGUCAUUGGCGUCUUCCAAUGCUGGUCACCAGCCCUGCCCACGCAGCUGCAAGGGGUGCUCCCAGAGGCUCUACUGAAGUGGCUGGUGAUCAUCUCGGCCAGCGCCUCGGUCUUCGGCAACUUCGCCGCCCCUCCGCUGAUUGAAGCCUGGGGCCUUCAGUGGCGCUUGAAGAUGGCCUUGGCCGUCAUGCUUCUGGUGCAACUGGUGGCCUUUGGCAUUUUCACCGCUUCGCUCCCCGACAGCCCCGUGCCACUGUCCGGUGCUGUGACGAGCUCUCCGAGCUGGCUCAUCGCUUGGCUGGUGGUCGCGAGUGUGGCGGAAGGGGCCAUGGCACCGAUGGUGUACGAACUGAGUGCUGAAUUAACUUAUCCGCAUUCAGAAGGUGUCACUGGCGCUGCCUUCUCCUGGCUGUUGAACUUUUGGGGCUUUUUAUUGCUGUGGAUUUUUCCGUUGGUACCCUCCCGAUACGACUCCUUGAUGAUGACCGGUACCUGCAUCGUGUCCUUGCUGCUUCUUGCUGUGGUUCAUGCAGAGUAUCCUCGCAGAAGGUUGGAUGAGACAGAUUGUCAGACUACAGAGCUGUUGCCUUCUACCGGAGCUUGACGUUUGGUCCUCUGGCGGGCACGGUCCCUUUUUCUGCCCAGCUGCGCUCGGACCGCCGCGUCGCGCGGAAACCUGCAGAGCUCGGACGUGGGCGAUCCUUUCACGGUCGGAAGUGGAUCAAGUGACGGGUCUGUCGUGGGUAUCCUGCGAUGUUUCUUUCCACUUGAGUCUUUGGUAUAUCUUGGUAUCAAGCUCAGGACUCAGGACUAUCAACUGUCAACAUGGUGCAUCGUCCUUCCUACAUCUUUCUACUGAUGGCUGUUGAAGAAGAGUCUUCGAGAGUUUUAUCUACAUGGGUGAUUCUUCUCUUGGAGACGAGAUAAUUUAUCUAGACCCGAGAACUGCUG